AUGAAGACACAACUCGCGCGCAGCUGGGCCGAGCCGCUCCUGUCCGGGAGCGUCGCAAGGCGCUCUGUAUCGCGACCCUCGGCGCCAUUCCUACGCAACUUCUUCACAUCGAUGCAACCCUCCGCGAUAUCUUUCAAGCAGUCAACCGUCCUUUGGUCUCGUCGCUCCCAGCCCUCUGCCCUCUCUCGCCACCUCCGAUUGCGCCGCUUCAAGAGCGACAAACCGAGUUCGCAAUAUCAGGGCCCUACCCCACAUCUCGGCAGUCCCGAGCCAGCUCUAUCAUUCUCCCAAAGGCUAAAAAAGUUAUCUCGCGAGUACGGGUGGUCAGCGGUGGGCGUCUAUCUUGGCCUGUCUCUCAUCGACUUUCCCUUCUGCUUUCUAGCAGUACGGCUUCUAGGGGUAGAGAGGAUAGGCCACUAUGAGGAUGUAGUCAAGAGCGCCUUCUGGAGCGUUGUACGGUUGGCAUUUCCAGAUGCAGGGAAGAAGUCAGCAGAAGAAAUCGCCGCCGCUGCUGCUGAGGCUGCCGACGAGGCUGCCGUGCAAGCAAAGAACGGAGCGAAUGCCUCAAUCUGGACUCAGCUCGGGUUGGCCUACAUUGUGCACAAGUCCUUGAUCUUCCUUAGGGUACCGCUGACCGCAGCCGUCCUUCCAAAGGUCGUUAAAACUCUAAGGAAAUGGGGUUACGACAUUGGGAAGAAGAAGCCCAAGCCAGCGUAA
Cucurbitaria berberidis CBS 394.84 is the source of this 717-nucleotide messenger RNA. RefSeq lists its product as uncharacterized. The transcript is spliced from 2 exons. Gene Ontology annotation, cellular component: mitochondrion. The record is from RefSeq and is a predicted model, not a curated record. Bases 1 to 717 code for a protein of 238 amino acids. NCBI's taxonomy places the organism in Eukaryota, Fungi, Ascomycota, Dothideomycetes, Pleosporales, Cucurbitariaceae.